Heteronotia binoei (common prickly gecko) is the source of this 1397-nucleotide messenger RNA. RefSeq names its product lipase G, endothelial type (gene LIPG). NCBI's taxonomy places the organism in Eukaryota, Metazoa, Chordata, Lepidosauria, Squamata, Gekkonidae. Gene Ontology annotation, molecular function: protein binding; lipoprotein lipase activity. Gene Ontology annotation, biological process: lipid metabolic process. The record is from RefSeq and is a predicted model, not a curated record.
CAAAUGCAAGUGAAGUUCUACGUUCGCUCCUCAGCCGACCCUGACAGCAGCUGCAGCCUCACCAUUGGCGACGAGCAGGGGCUAGAAGACUGCAAGUUCAACCUGUCUGCUAAAAGUUUCUUCAUCAUCCAUGGGUGGACGAUGAGCGGCAUGUUUGAAACGUGGCAAGACAGCCUGGUAACGGCUCUCAGGGAGCGAGAGAAGGGUUCCAACGUAGUGGUGGUCGACUGGCUCAGUUUCGCCCAUCAGCUCUACACCAACGCUGUCAACUACACCCGGGUGGUGGGAAAGGAGAUGGCAAAGCUGCUGGACUGGCUAGAGGAGAAAGAGCAUUUCCACCUGAAGAACGUCCACUUGCUUGGCUACAGCCUUGGGGCACACGUGGCUGGCUUCGCCGGAAACUAUGCACGGGGGACUGUAGGCAGGAUUACAGGCAUGGACCCAGCUGGCCCGAUGUUUGAAGGAGUCGAACCCGACCGGCGUCUCUCUCCUGAUGAUGCGGACUUUGUGGAUGUCUUGCACACGUACACGAGAGAAGCCCUGGGAGUCAGCAUCGGGAUCCAGAUGCCUAUAGGUCACAUUGAUGUCUACCCCAAUGGAGGAGAUGUCCAGCCGGGGUGCUCCUUGACUGACGUCUUAGGAUCCCUCGCCUACGGGAAUUUCGGAGAUGCUGUGCGGUGCGAACACGAGCGCUCCGUCUUCCUCUUCGUUGACUCGCUGGUCAACAAGGAUAAGCAGAGCUUUGCCUUCCAGUGCACCGACUCCAACCGCUUCAAGAAAGGGAUCUGCUUGAGCUGCCGGAAGAAUCGCUGCACAGGGAUCGGCUACAAUGCCAAGAAGAUGCGCAACAAGAGAAACAGCAAGAUGUAUUUGAAAACGCGGGCCGACAUGCCUUUCAAAGUUUAUCACUACCAAAUGAAAAUACACGUCUUCAGCUACAAAAACUUGCAAGACACCGAGCCCGCCUUCUCUGUGACGCUGCAUGGCACCAACAGUGACUCCCACCCUCUGCCUCUGGAAAUAUAUGGGCAGAUAGGGCUGAACUUCACCAACACUUUCCUGGUUUACACCGAAGAAGACGUGGGAGACGUCCUGAGGAUCAAGCUCAAGUGGGCGGGAUCCACUCAGACGUGGUACGGCCUGUGGAAAGAGCUCAGGAGCUACUGGGCUCAGGCUGACACUUCAUCCAAGGAACUUCAGAUCCGGCGUAUUCGUGUGAAGUCUGGAGAGACUCAGAAGAAAUUCACUUUUUGUGCAGAGGACCCCCAGAUGACCAACAUCUCUCCUGGCAAAGAGCUCUGGUUUGUGAAAUGUCGAGAUGGCUGGCAGGUGAAGAAUCGAACCAGGCAAGUCUCAGUUAUAGCCUAACCUCUGAAACAUCUACUCCGCCUACAGUU